Messenger RNA from Scylla paramamosain (green mud crab), 1818 nucleotides. RefSeq lists its product as uncharacterized. Bases 333 to 776 code for a protein of 147 amino acids. The transcript is spliced from 6 exons. The record is from RefSeq and is a predicted model, not a curated record. Lineage: Eukaryota; Metazoa; Arthropoda; Malacostraca; Decapoda; Portunidae.
AGCAACAGGGCGGGAGGUUGUGCGUCCAGUUGCUCCGUUCACCUGUACCACGUGGAUAUAAAGACAGGAUACGAGUAUUCCCCAUUACACUAUCUCAUAGGAACUCAGUGUUACUCAAGGCGUCAAAGAGGAAGGUUACGUGUCCUCGCUUCAGCAGACAGGUUUUGCGGAGCGUGAGUGUUGCGGAAGGAGGAAGGAAGACUCAGAAGUGUUGCUAAAUUAAGAACGCGAAGCAGUGCGGCGGAGAAGCGGGACGAAACAACGCCUCCAGGACCACCUCCUUGUACCCUCCACGUCCUCACGCCCCUCCACGCCCCUCCACGGCCACUGAGAUGCGUUACAGGGGUCUCUUCAGCCCACAGGCGGCGCCCACCACUCGUGCCUACUGCCUGCUCAUCAGCUUUCUAAUAGGCACCCUUAUGCUCACUGCUGGUUCCGUUUUCUACCACGUGAUCCUGAGCAAGCCAAUGAGCGGCGCGCACCCCAUGCACACGCCGCCGCUUGCUCUCGCCCUCUCCCUUAUUGUAGGCGGGUUGAUCACGUUGCUCACCUGCCUCCUCAUCGCCUGGAAGUAUGGCUUCGACGACGGAGACGAUGCAAUAGAGGACGAUCUUUAUGUAUUGGCGGCAGAGGAUGUGCUGGCGCAGAGACACGCAGCGGCGAGGGCGAGGACGGCUGACCCUUCCCCUGCACCCCCUGUGUGUGGCGUCAGUAGUCAGCCACACGGCCCACUCGGCGGGGUUCUCUCAGCUCGCCAGUCACCCGUGAGCCAUUGAGGAGGUUCUGCGCCCAGCAACUGACCGGGACUGCCUGUGCCUGGAGACAGCCUGCGAGAGUCACGUAGUGCCGUAGUGCGAUUAGACGUGUUGGGAUGGGCGGCAUGGGCAGCCAGGAAGAGGUGCGCCGUAGAGCAGAGACUGGUUGUAGAUACCUCGUGAGACUGGGAGAGCAGAGACUGGUUGUAGAUACCUCGUGAGACUGGGAGUUGCAAGAUGGUGAGACUGGUUGUAGAUAGCUCGUGAGACUGGGAGUUGCAAGAUGGUUCGUGGGGGCAGUGUUGGUGGGGAUGGGGUUGAUGUGAUCGGAUGCUAGAGGGAUGGAUAUAUAAUAAUGGUGGUUUUAUUUUUUUAUUUUUUUUUUAACAUAGCAGGGUGGGAAACGGAUAGAGAUAAUAAUGAUGGUUUUAUAUUUAUGUAUUUAUUUUCAUGGUUUUAUUUAUUUUUCAUAGAGUGAGAAACAACUGAAAAAUGAAAUUGACAUUAACGCUGACUUAUUACCGCCACUAACGUGUAUGCAAAGCUAAAACAUAUAUGCAAGGUACUUAGCGUAGGUAGAGAAAACCCACACAGUAAGUACACAAUAAACAACGAAACUAUGGUAAGUACAGGGUACGAGAAAGAUUUAGGAUAUAGUUUAGCUCUGAACUCCGGUUAGGAAAACAAUGCAUAGAGGCCAGAAACAGGGCAAAUAGGGUAUUAGGAUUAGGAAAACAAUGCAUAGAGGCCAGAAACAGGGCACAUAGGGUAUUAGGAGUCUUAAAAGUAGAAGGCUCGAAGUAAUAUCAAAGUUAUAUCUUGGCGCUGGUCAGACCUCAUCUUGGCGCUGGUCAGACCUCAUCUAGACUAUGUUGUAUCCACAAUUGUGCUCCCAGAUUAUCUGAAAUUAGGUACUCUUCAUACUGGGCUGCAAGCCAGCUCUUCUUGCAGCUUCCCUCUUAUUUAGGAUUCCUAAAUCUCGUGUUUUGGAUACCUCAAAGAGUCUCCAGAGGAAACGUAGAGUAGCUUUCAAGCAACAAAAAAAUUAAAAAAAAAAUAAAAA